UCGGUGUCGGGAUCGCGCGGCGACUUGCGCGUCACCGCGGAGAGAGAACCCGGGGGGCCCCAGGGCGGCACGUGAGCUGGGGGGGGGUGGGAGCCCCAAACUCAUCCAGAGCCCGACGAUAAGGGUAGGGGGGGUGUUGUGCUUCGGGACUGCGCCCUGCUGCGUGCAUGAUUGACAUGUGGAGGAUCCUCGGUGACGGGCUGCUCAUCCUGGCUCUACCGUAAACUGCCCGUCGCUAUGCAUUGUGGGAAGUGUGGCCCCUAGCGCUGAUCCCGGAGCCCCCAGGCAUGAGAGCGGCGGAGGACAUGGACGGCUUCGAGGCGGAGGCGUCUACAGCCUCCAUGGUGUCGGGGGCCAGCAGCCCUUACCAGCCGACCACCGAGCCCGUGCGGCAGCACCGCGGCUGGGGGGGCAUCCACUGCGAUGUGGACUACAUCCGGUCACUCUGCGGGGUCCUGAAGUGCAGCCAAGUGGUUUUGGCGCUCCUCGCCUUCAUCUGCAUCGAGACGAUCAUGGAGUGCUCGCCGUGUGAAGGCUUGUAUUUCUUCGAGUUCGUCAGCUGCAGCGCCUUUGUGGUGACCGGCGUGCUGCUGCUCAUGUUCAGCCUGUCUCUUCACGAGCGUGUCCCUCACAUCAACUGGGUCCUGACGGACUUGGUGAACACCGGGCUGAGCGCUCUGUUUUUCUUCAUUGCCUCUGUAAUUUUGGCAUCGCUGAACCACAAAUCUGGGGCGGAAAUUUCUGCAGCGGUUUUUGGCUUCUUGGCCACCCUCUCCUACUCCGUAAACACCUACUUGGCGUUUAGGAAAUGGAAAUUUGGCAGCAGAUCCCAGAACAUGCGUCAGUCCAGUGACUACAUGAGGGCACGCAGCGAGUCGCGGGAUGCAGACUGCCGCCCUGAGAUCCAGCGUUUGGAUGCGUAACCUGCCUGGGUCUAACUGGAGGGUCUCCAUGAAUGGUUUCUCCUCUCGAUGUGGGUGUCCCUGGCAGCAGGACUACUUUCUAAAGGAGUGUUUUGCGAACAAAGAAACUUCUGAAGAUUCCAGAUGACAUUCCCGUCUUAAUGUAUGGGCAGGUGGGUGGCUAACUUUCAGCAGAGAUCCUUUGAGAAGAGAUUAUUCUAGAUCCUGCCCUGGAAUGCUUCUUCUACGGAAAAUGGACCAAAACCAGGGACCAGCCAGAUCUCCGGUGACCCUGGUUCGGGCACGUUCUUAUACCUUUCCUCUGACAGAAGAUUAGCUUUUACUGUCUUCCUCUUAUAAUCGGAUCACUUUUAAGGCUUUGUUUCCAUGAGGUGGCCAUGGUCCUGCGCAGCUGCCAAGGGCUGCUUUUGAAGGUAGCGCUUCCGUUCACCUGAAAAUUCAUGCGGCCAUUGGCUUCCGCGGCAUAGGUUUUCUGCUGACCGAGCAGAACGCUUAGACUUGCAGGCGUCAUGGACGAUGUGGCAAAGAAUAAGGAGGGCGAGUGAGGCCAAAAAUUGUAAAAAAACUAAAUUAGAAAGUUUUUCUUUUUGCUUUUAUAUUUAACUUAAUUUAAAUAAUCUGUUAAAUCGUACGUUGAUUGAAGGAAAUUACAAAAAAUGAUCUUAUUCCCGCAUCGAGUCAUCAUGCGAUGCAAGUGUUAUCAUAGGGACCCCCUUUAUAAUUCCUGAUUAGGCUUUAGAGCAGCUGUAAAGCCCAACCAGAAUCCAGUUCUGCGUAUGUCACUUAUUUAUAAAUGCCGUCCCUAUGAUAACACUAAUGUGCGAGGUGUUAUCAUGGGGAUAGCGCUCCCCGAAGCCGACUCUCGCUUGAACCUCUGGUAGUUUGGCGCAGGAAUAAGACAUUUGUUUCUAGAUUUUGGAAAUGGCACUAUGGGGGUAGGAUAUAGAUUUUCUGGCGGUUCUAAGUACGACGUUUUUCUCAUCGCUCCUGAUUUAUCGCAUUCCUAUCGGUAAUUCUCAUGGCCAUACGAUGCCGCUAUACGUAUGCAAUAUGUAACACUAUGGGCUGAGAAUUACAGCUGAUUGUUAAGCAAUAUUUUAACUCUUAUCUCAUUAAAGGGAAUCUGUGGUUAAAAUAAUCUGUUCUAAAUCUGAAGGAUAAUUGACGACCCCCCCCCCCCC
Bufo bufo (common toad) is the source of this 2104-nucleotide messenger RNA. It is a transcript of the gene CMTM4, whose product is annotated as CKLF like MARVEL transmembrane domain containing 4. NCBI's taxonomy places the organism in Eukaryota, Metazoa, Chordata, Amphibia, Anura, Bufonidae. The record is from RefSeq and is a predicted model, not a curated record. Gene Ontology annotation, cellular component: membrane. The transcript has 4 exons. Bases 288 to 923 code for a protein of 211 amino acids.